This is a messenger RNA of Mycena citricolor, 3289 nucleotides long. NCBI's taxonomy places the organism in Eukaryota, Fungi, Basidiomycota, Agaricomycetes, Agaricales, Mycenaceae. The record is from the annotation of a GenBank genome assembly.
CCCGCUGGGACCCUACUGUUGCGGCUAGUCCUCAGCCAGCCCCCCGUCAGUGCUCCAUCGCCUGCCUUUCGGUUUCCGCGACUCGACCACGACAAUGCUGUCUUCCAGUCGGGCCAUGUUGCGGCCUGCUUCCAGGUCUCGCCCGAUGGCAAAUGCCACGCGGGCUAGAGCUUGGGCUCAGCCCACCGCUCGUCGUCUGCUCUCGACCGAGUCGAGCGCCGGCGCACCCGCUCCUUCGCGGCUCACCACUGCAGUGAAGUAUGCCAAUCGCGGUUUCUGGCUCACGGUUGUGGUCGGUCUCGGAUCGUUCUACUACGUCACCACAAAAGAUCGCAACCCCGGCCCUCAGUUGGCGCACGAUCCCACCAAGAAGACGGUUGUCGUGCUUGGUAGUGGGUGGGGCGCGACCAGCUUCCUCAACACUCUGGAUACGACGGAAUACAACGUGGUCGUCAUCAGCCCGCACAACUAUUUCUUGUUCACGCCCCUGCUGCCCAGUGUAGCUGUCGGCACCUUGAGCCCACGGUCCCUUCUCCAACCUACACGAUACGUUACACGACACAAGGCCCGUUCCGUCAAAGUCAUCGAAGCCGAGGCUCAAUCUGUUGAUCCCGUCAACAAAACGGUCUCUUUCAUAGAUAACUCGGACAUCCAGGGCUCUGUCUCGUCGACCACGAUUCCUUAUGACUAUCUUGUUUACGCUGUUGGUGCCGAAGUGCAGACCUUCGGCAUUCCCGGUGUUCAAGAGCACGCUUGCUUCAUGAAGGAGCUCCAGGAUGCCGAAAAGUUCCAGCGCGUCUUCCUUGAUUGUCUCGAAUCGGCUGCCUUCCCCGGACAAUCUGAAGAGGAGAUCAAUCGGCUUUUGCACAUGGUUGUCGUUGGAGGUGGACCCACUGGUGUUGAGCUCAGUGGCGAGCUCCACGAUUUCCUCGAAGAGGACUUGAAAUCCUGGUACCCUGAACUGGCUGGCAAGAUCAAGAUCACGCUCGUGGAGGCCAUGCCCUCUGUGUUGCCCAUGUUCAGCAAGCAUUUGAUUGAUUACACGGUAUCGUCCUUCAAAGAGGACAAGAUCGACAUCCGCACACAAACGAUGGUUAAAGAAGUCAAGCCCAAAAGUGUUGUAGUGGCACUGCCGGACAAAACUGUCGCUGAAUUGCCGUGUGGUUUGGUUGUCUGGGCUGGUGGCAACAAGGGCCGCAAGAUUACCCAGGACCUGAUGGCAAAACUCCCCGCGGACCAGACUAACAAGCGCGGUAUCACAAUCGAUGGUGCGACGCCAUCCGUUCCUUCUCGUCACUCUGGACCUGACCCCGCAUCAGAAUACCUCCAGAUGAAAGGCUCGAAUGGAAGCAUCUUCGCGAUCGGAGACUGCACUUCCUCUUCGCACGCCCCGACUGCCCAGGUUGCCAACCAGCAAGGGGCCUACCUCGCCAGAAUCUUCCCGCAGAUCGUUCAGCGCGACGAGCUGCAGGCCAAUCUGAACGAGCUGGAAUCCGGCCUUGCGACUAUUCUGAAAGAGGACGAUAAGAAGCAGGUCAAGGAUGAGGCCGACAACGUCCAGCGCCAGUUGAGCAAGAUGAAGAUUCGGCCUUUCACCUACUCGCACCAGGGCACUCUGGCGUAUGGGAACUCCGUCACGCAGCGACGACAAGUUGCUGAUGAUUUUCGCAGGUACAUUGGCUCUGACAAAGCCAUUGCCGAUCUGUCUUUCUUCAACAGGAGUUUUGCAAGCGGUGGCUUGCUGACCUAUUACUUCUGGAGAAGCGCUUACCUCAGCUCUCUAUUCUCGUUGAGGAAUCGUGCUUUGGUAGCGGGAGAUUGGCUGCGGACGAAGAUCUUCGGCCGUGACGUGAGUCGGGAAUGGACCCGAUAGAUUGAUUCGUGAUAUCAGCAAGACCAUAGACUCUAUCUUACUUCUAUCAAUGUCGGAUCCCGGUAUGUCUAAUGUCGUCGUCCCGCUAGAGCCAUAGACGCUGUAGAACAUUCGCUGAAUGUGUUAUAUACAUAAGCACGACUCAGCCGUUGCUAUCUUCCUGCAUCUGUGUGCCUUUCGACAUGUCGACAGUCCUAGCGAUGUCAGCAGCUCAAAAUAACAGACUCGCUUAUGGUCGGUAGGGUCUUCUGAGUCUGGUCUCGAGAACUCCUUCUCUGGUGCUUAUGGCUGGCUGAUUAUUCAACGUUCUCGCUGUCGUCAGCCCAUUUGAAUAGUAGAACCAGUUCGAAUUGAUCGCAUGCAGAGAGAAGAUAAAUACUGUCGAGGGGCCGACAUCUGGGCUUCACUCUGUUGCCUGGAACCUCCAUGUCCGUCGAGCUGAAACUGCCGCUCAACUUGCCCGUCUACGAGACAGCCGAUACGGCAUUCGUCAGGGCACAGACCAAGAUCGAUGACGACGAGGAGUUGAAGAAACACAUCCUUGAUGUUCGGGCCAGAGCGAAUUCUGCAUAUUUUUGUGUCCAGAACUUCGGCUUCACGCGACCGAAGAUUUCGAUGCUGCCGGGGUACUCGAAAGUGCUGGAUCUGGUCCGUGAGCGCCCAGACACGAUACUCCUGGAACUCGGAUGUUGCUUUGGGGCCGAUGUCCGGAAAAUCGUGAGCGAUGGGUUCCCGGCCGAGAACAUCGUAGCGAGCGACCUCAACGCAGAAUUUUGGCCGUUAGGCCAUGAUCUAUUCAAGACGAGUCCGAGCACCCUCCCCGUCAAAUUCUUGGCAGGAGACGCGUUUGAUGCUAGCUUCUUGCAGCCGUUGCCGCCACUGAAGGAUCUUAAAGAGAUUGAUACUGCCGUCCCGACGCUCGCAGAGUUGACGACUCUGACACCGCUCCGAGGCCAUGUUUCUGCGAUUCACCUGUCGCUGGUAUUCCAUUUGUUCUCCGAGCCUCAGCAGGAACAACUCGCGCGUGCUCUGGCGGGGUUGCUCUCUCCGCGCCCUGGAUCGAUUAUCUUCGGUCAUCACGGAGCGAGCAGCAAGAAGGGGAUUUCCGAGGCGAACACGAGUGCCGGUCGGCCCAUGUUCUGCCACAGUGCCGAGUCGUGGGUUGAGCUGUGGACGUCGAUAUUUCCGGAGUCGACGGUCGUGGUGGACGCAGUAUUCAAGGGUGAAGACGGAGGCCCGUCAGAUUUCGGGAUGCUGGUUUGGUCAGUUACUAGAUUACGAUGAUUAUACAAGACGCAAGCUUGUCAGUAAGGCGCAGUUCGUCUGAUGCUGAACAGUAGCCAAAGCAUGUUACUGCUUAUCAAUUAAACGGCCUUGGAGCCCGGCGACUUGGGUGCACAGAGACGUAACUCAUCC